Messenger RNA from Drosophila montana, 1803 nucleotides. Its product is annotated as glutaredoxin domain-containing cysteine-rich protein CG31559. NCBI's taxonomy places the organism in Eukaryota, Metazoa, Arthropoda, Insecta, Diptera, Drosophilidae. The transcript has 2 exons. Gene Ontology annotation, biological process: sensory perception of sound. The record is from RefSeq and is a predicted model, not a curated record. The coding region runs from base 183 to 1625 and encodes 480 amino acids.
UGCAACGGCCGCUAAAGUCAGUGAACGCAGCGCAUAAAACAAAGAAAUAACCAAAAAAAAAAAACCGAGUAAAUAAAUAAAUAAAUAAAAAAAUUAGAAACGAACUUCAGAUCUUCAGACUUGAAGACCGCGUGUGGCACCUAGUGUUAGCCAAGCUGAGCUACAACUCUCUGGCUUAAAAGAUGGUUGUGCAAAAGGCGGCCACGCCCACACUGCCAGCUGCAGCCGUGGCAGACAGCCCCGACAACUGCUACAUGCAACAAUAUCAGAAAUAUGCCACACACUGCGAGACCGCGGACAGCGGCAAUGGCAGCGACCUGGAGAGCAACGGCGGACCCGUGCAGGCGGCGGCCCUCCUGCUGACCGACGACAGCGAGGAGAGCGAGCCGUCCUCCCUGAACAGCGACAGCCUCAACUGCAGCAGCACGGAGUACGUGCGUCAGGCGGCGGCCAAGCCCAGCGGCCAGCUGCGCCAGCGCCACAAAUCGCUGCGCAUGCUCGGCAACCUGCUGCCGGACUCGCUGCUGCGCGACAUACGCGACAGACGCAGCGCCGAGUACGUGGUGCAGUUCACCAGCCCCGUCGCCGACGCCGACGCCGACUCGGUCGCCGACGCCAACGCGGUCGCCGACGCAGUCGCGGUCAAGGACAAGCCGCCAAACCGGCAGCCAGCGAGCGGGUCCGAGCCGAGGCCAAUGUCGCGGCGCCUGUCGCGCGAGUCGCUCAACGAGGCGAGCAUCGAGGAGCUGCGCGCCGCGGUGCAGCGGGCCAACUUUGUGCAAACCGGAGGCGACCAGCCGCCGCCACUUGCAGCAGCCACCAGCGGGAGCGGGAGCGGGGGGAGCGUGAGCGGGGGCAACUACAAGUAUGCGGACGAUCAGUACUACAGCUUUCACAUAAACGAGCACGAGAACUUCAGGAGCUUUGCGCGGCAUGACGAGCAGUGGGACGGGAAGCGGGACGGGCAGCGGGACGAGGCGGCGAUGCACGAGGAUCACGACGUGUUCGCCGGCUAUCGGGACGUGCGCAGCAGCGCCAGCUCCACACAGUCCACAAUACGCUCCGCCAAGGGAACCGUGCGAGGCGUCAAGAAUCGUGUGCGCAAUGGAAUAGCCACGUUCUUGCAGCUGCAACAGCAGCCGAAUGUGAAGUGCUACAUGGAGAAAGAUCUGGGCAAGGUGGUGCUGUAUACGACCAGCAUGGGCGUCAUACGGGACACCUAUGCGAAAUGUGCCAAUGUUAAGCAGAUUCUGCGCACGCUGCUGGUCAAGUUCGAGGAGCGGGACGUCUUCAUGAGCGUGGAGUAUCAGGCGGAGAUGCGGCAGCGCAUGCAGACCUCACAGAUACGCGUGCCCCAACUCUAUGUGGAGGGCCAGCUCAUCGGCGACGCGGAGACCGUCGAGCGCAUGAACGAGUCCGGCGAGCUGCGCCAGCUGCUCAAGCCCUACAAGUCCAUCGCCAGCACAUACACCUGCCAGACCUGCGGCGGCUAUCGGCUGCUGCCGUGCCCCUCGUGCAACGGCUCCAAGAAGUCCGUGCAUCGCAAUCACUUCACGGCCGAGUUUGUCGCGCUCAAAUGCAUGAACUGCGACGAGGUGGGGCUGGUCAAGUGCCACAAUUGCUGACGGGAUGAACGUAGAUGCUGUGAGGACCUGGACCCUACAUAUAUUUGUAUAUUUGCAUUUUGUAUAACCGCUUAAUCUAAGCCCUGUUUAACUUAGUCAACAACAACAACCACAACAAGCAUGAUCAUACUAACUAACCAAGUCUAGACCUAAGUAGUAAAUAGUUUCAAAAUGGCAA